AUGGAGAGAGUACUGUUUAUCACGCUGGGUUUUGUAUUCAUAGGAUGUCCACAGGUAUUGGGCUUGAUAGCACCCAAGCCACCUGGGGCGGUAAUGAGGACAUUUGCAAACUCUAGUUUUACAAGCGCCUCUUCCUCACCAACCCCAACUGCAUGCUGCUUUCUCGUGCAAGAUACCGUCAGCGAAGUCUGGUGGCAGAUAACCAGCUAUUCCUCCACGUUGACCACGGUCAACUUGACAUCGAUCACGACACUAAUUACCAAGUUCCCAAAUACAACUUUGACAAACUUCGAGACCAAUAUCUAUCCCACUGGUGUGAGCGCCACCUGGACAUACCGUGUUGGAGCGAACCCGAUUGCGAAUGAACCAAAUUAUGUUCUGCGGCCCACUGAGGCAGAGCAGAUACUGGAAGGCACUGCACCAAUAACAACGGGAGGAAUCGUGGUGCAAUCACCGGAUGCAUUCUACGUUUACAGCUCGGUGAAGAUCAUCACAGCUGCGCCAGUGACAGAUGCUGGUGGAAACAUCGCAUGCGGCACGACUUCUGAGUACAAUGAAUGGAACGCUGAUCAAUUUUUUUCAUAUCGCACGCUCGCACUUUCGGACAUAAAUUCAAACGCGGAAGCGUACUUCGACCGAUCCGAUGUUGCUGAACCACUUACAUUGAGUGUAUUAUCUUCAUUCGGAACUGAGAUUUUCAUCACUGGCUCUCAAUCUGACCAGAUCUCCUCCAUUUACGUCGAUGCCGAUUCCUCUGAGACUUGUUGCCCAGAUGGUUCGGGCACGAUGAUCACCGCUACGACCCGAACAGAGGUUGUGAUAUCCUUGGAAACACCAUUUAUCUACCUACCAUCCAAAGGAAGAAGGGGCUUUAGAGGAGACACCACAACAUGCCAUCAAACCGGUGGAACCGAAAACUACGGAUACGUUCCCAGAACACUUCUUGAAUACCUGGUCAACAAGUCUGAUUACAGCAGCCAAUAUCCUGGCUUGGAGUCUUGUUUACCUGGUGGCCCAUCGAUCUUCCAGAGCGCGUUCUGCGCGGAUGCAAUGUCAUCAACACUGGAAGUCGUCAGUGACCUGACAAGCACGACAGUCAUCUAUGUUACGCCACCAGUACUAGGAGAUACAACCCAACUCCAUAUCUCAGAUGUGCAGGUCAUGGUGCAUGCUUCUGGAAUCGAAGUAGACGGUGACUUUUCCACGACUCAGCUCCCUACUCCUCCACCACGACCAAUGCCUUCCCCUGUGAAAACAGAACCAUCAAAGAACCCUCCACAGCCGUUACCGUUGAUAGUCAGGCCAACUCCACUACCAACUUCGAUCGGAGCACCUGUUCCGACCACAAAUCCUGUAGGUCCAUCACUACUACCCGCUUCCAAACACCUACCAGGUCCACUACCAGCAUUUACAUCCCUCAGACAGAUAAUCAACUCCAUCAUAGGAGGGCGGCCAGGAUCUCCAGCAUCUCCAGCAUCGCCAAACUCUCCAGCUAUCAUCAUCUCAGCAGCGACCACAAUCCCCAUUGCAGAUAUUCCGUUCUUCCCAGGAAUCAGUGGAGUGACUUCGACGAUAAAUGGAAAUCCCGUAGUGAUAGUCUCAGAGCCCACCACAUUGGCCUCUCCAGUCCGAACAAAGAAUCAGAUUGUUAUCUCAAAAGCAACCACCAUCCCUAUCGCGGACCUCCCAUUCUUUCCAGGUCUUGUUGGGAACACGGAAACGAGAAAUGGAGCAAUCGUUGUUAUCGUCUCAGAACCAACCACUCUUGCGCUUCCAUCGCCAGAGGGUUUGUCUAGGCCUCAUACAAGUGCAGCUAAUCCUAUCCUCGCUGCCCCUGAGGUACACGAUGAGCCGUUGGCCGUUGUGACCGCUGAAUCUGAAAGUCCUGGACUUUUUGUUACGCGACCAACUACGGUUCCUUUCAACCCAGAGUCCCCGGUAUCCGGCAGCACGAUAACAACCUCUGGGAAAAUAUAUAUCGUUGUGUCGACGGCCGUGGCAGUUGGAAGCUCACAACCGAUCUUAAUUGUUGGACCAUCUUCCGCCAUCACAGAUAGUGGCAUCAAGAAUACGCAGGGAGCUGCUGCAAGCGAAACCAGCAGCAGAAAUGAUGCAGCUCCUGAGUUGAAGGGCAGGCUAUGGAGAUAUCUCAUAGUGGAAAGCUGUCUUCUCGUUGGAUUUCUCGCCAUGGUCAUAAAAUGA
Messenger RNA from Cadophora gregata, 2202 nucleotides. RefSeq lists its product as uncharacterized. Bases 1 to 2202 code for a protein of 733 amino acids. NCBI's taxonomy places the organism in Eukaryota, Fungi, Ascomycota, Leotiomycetes, Helotiales, Ploettnerulaceae. The transcript has 3 exons. The record is from RefSeq and is a predicted model, not a curated record.